Messenger RNA from Sugiyamaella lignohabitans, 3810 nucleotides. RefSeq names its product ATP-binding cassette glutathione S-conjugate transporter YCF1 (gene YCF1). The record is from RefSeq and is a predicted model, not a curated record. The transcript has a single exon. Gene Ontology annotation, molecular function: ABC-type transporter activity; bilirubin transmembrane transporter activity; ATP hydrolysis activity. The coding region runs from base 1 to 3810 and encodes 1269 amino acids. Gene Ontology annotation, cellular component: membrane. Gene Ontology annotation, biological process: transmembrane transport. NCBI's taxonomy places the organism in Eukaryota, Fungi, Ascomycota, Dipodascomycetes, Dipodascales, Trichomonascaceae.
AUGACUUGGUUGCACCCCCUACUCAGUAAAGCUUCGAAGGAUAAUAUUACUGAAAGAGACUUGCCCAAACUGGACUCUGACUUCAAAUCUGCGGUUAUGAGUGAAAAGCUAACAUACUAUUGGGACCGGUCCUCAAGAAAGGACGCUUUUGGUCUUAUGUUUGCUAUGAUUAAGUCAGUAAAGUGGGAGUUGAUUAUUAUGAUUGUUGCUGAGCUUUGUCAUAAUCUGCUUGGGUACGGUCAGGCUUUUGUGUUGAAUCGGUUGAUCCGAUUUGUAGCUGUAUAUGGAAGUGAAGAUGCUGAACCAGUAGCUGUGGGAGUUUACAUUUCCUUUCUAAUUCUUUUCGUGAAUACUGCUAGUACUUUACUGAUGAAUGUUUCCCACAUGACAAUGGUAAGACUGAUGAUGUCUGUUAGUGGCUGCGUCUACGGCACAAUUCUCCGUAAAGCACUUAAAUUAUCGCCAAAGUCUCGCGAAACAAAGACUUCUGCACAGAUUAUGAAUAUUAUGACAGUUGAUAUUGGAGAGAUUCAAUUCUGCUUCCAGAUCAUGACUACUAUUAUCACUGCUCCCGUUCAGGUUAUUAUUUGCUUCUACAGUCUCUACUCGUUCCUUGGAUUUAGUUUUGUAGGAGGCUUAGGAGUUAUGGCCAUAGCAAUUCCUGUUAAUGCUUUCCUUUCAACCUUCUUGAAUAAAUAUUACAAAGCUAUGUUCGAGGCAAAAGAUGAGCGUACGAAAGUUACCAGUAACAUCUUCUCUACAGCAAAGAGCUUGAAACUUUACGCAUGGGAGAACCCCUUUUUAGAACGCCUUAGUAAGGUGAGAAACGGCAAGGAAGUUGGACUUAUCCGCAAGUCGAAAGUUUUCAAUGCAGCUUUUAAUGCAAUUUGGGAGCUUGUUCCCUAUCUGAUUUCAUCUGCUAUUUUUACUUGUUUUCUGGUCUUCCAGGAUCAGCCAUUGACAGCUGAGAUUGUUUUCCCAUCACUUAUCCUGUUUAAUCUUCUGAAUGAACCUAUGGCAAUAGUGCCCUUGGCAGUUGCCACAAUUAUUCAGACCAGGGUUUCCUUCGAAAGAAUUGCUGGUGUCCUUGCUGCAGAUGAGUAUCAGACUGAGAAAAUACACCGUGACCUAGAUGCGGAUGUCAAAUUUGAUGAGCCUGCAGUGAUCUUGGAGAAUGCAGUGGUGGCUUGGAAUGAGAGCGAAGACGGUGUGGUUGCCUUGGACGAUAUUAAUUUCACUGCUCGCAAAGGUGAGUUAUCCUGUAUCGUAGGCAAAGUAGGUGCUGGCAAAUCAGCCUUGUUAAAGACUAUAUGUGGUGAGCUUUAUGUGAAGGAAGGUUCUGUCACAGUAAAGGGGGAUAUUGCAUACGUUCCUCAAGAACCAUGGCUUUUGAAUCAAACUCUGAAGGAUAAUAUUCUGUUCAAGAACAGAUUUGACCCUGAAUUCUAUCAAAAAACUUUGGAAGCCUGUGACUUGAUCAAUGAUAUUAAAAAUUUACCUGAUGGUGACGAAACUGAAAUUGGUGAAAAGGGUGUCAGUCUUUCUGGAGGGCAAAAGGCGAGAGUAUCUCUGGCGAGAGCAGUGUAUGGAAGAUCGGACAUAUAUAUUAUGGAUGAUAUUCUUUCGGCUGUUGAUGAACAUGUUGGACGACAUCUUAUUGAUAACGUGCUUGGUGUGAAUGGUCUCCUGACCUCGAAAACCCUGAUUCUUGCAACGAACAAUAUCAAGGUGCUAGCUGAAGCGGAUAAAAUCACAAUGUUGGAAGGAAAGAAGAUCGUGGAAAGUGGCAAUUUGGCUCAAGUUUUUGAAACGAAGGGCGCCAUUUACAAGCUCAUUGAAGAGUUUGGUUCCCAACAAGAGGAGCAAGAUGUCGAUGUAGAUGAACUCCAGAAAGAGGUGCUAAAUGAUGAAAUCCAACAUAGGGAACAUGGUCCACAAGAUCUUCUAAGACGUGCUAGUAUGGAGACUUUGGCGUCCAUAUCUGACGAAGCUACCAAGGAGAUCAAGCGAACUGCAAAAGUUGAGGAGAAGUUGGAAACUGGAAAGGUUAAAACUGCUGUGUAUAAGAGAUAUUUCGAAGCUGGUGGUUAUUGGUGGUCUAUCAUAGCUAUUACCUUCUUGGUCCUUACAGCUGCCUUGGAGACCUUUGGAUCCAUUUGGUUGAAGCAAUGGUCUGAGAAAAAUAUAUCUGGAGUUUCAGGUGAAGCUAUAUACUAUCUGUCUGUUUAUAUGAUUCUCGGAGCCACGUACACAAUAUUCAAUGUGAUCGGUAUUUAUCUGGUAAUGUGCGUUGUUGGUAUCAAAGCGGCUUGUUCCAUUCAUGAUAAGAUGGCUAAAAAGGUUUUGAGUUCCCCCAUGUCAUUCUUUGAAACUACUCCACUGGGGCAGAUUUUGAAUCGAUUUACAUCAGAUGUUAGUGAACUUGACGAUAUGAUAUCAUGGACCUUACUCUCGUUCUGCUCGAUGAUUGCAAGACUGGCUUUUGCUAUGCUAAUUAUAUUCUUUUCCACUCCUUUUGUCCUAGUCGCUGCUGCGCCUCUGACUCUGUUGUAUUUGUACUAUCAGAGGAUUUAUCUGGCUACAUCUCGUCAAAUGAAGAGAUUUUCAAGUUCCGCUAGAAGCCCCAUGAUGUCCCAAUUUGAGGAAUCAUUGAAGGGUAUUAAUGUUAUUAGGGCUUAUGGAAAAGAUUCAAGAUUCGUUGCUGAAAACGACUUACGAUGCGAUUUGUAUCUACAAGCAAUUUAUAACUCCCAGUCGGUGGAUAGGUGGCUGUCUUUGAGAUUGAACUUCUUGGCUACUUUGAUUGGUUUCUUGGCUGCUCUCAGCGGAGUCUACAUGACUACGAAGGGUAGAAUGACCGAGGGUUUGAUUGGAUUGGUCAUGUCAAACGCUUUGUCCGUCACAACAUUCUUGUCAGGUAUUGUAAAGCAAACUGUUCAAAUUGAGCGUCGUGGAGUUGCCUUAGAGAGAGUGUUUCAGUAUAUUGAUUUACCAUCUGAGGGUCCAGAAAUUAUUGAGGGUAAGCGUCCAGCAGCUCAUUGGCCUUCAGAGGGAGGUAUUCAUAUUAGAAAUUACAGUGCCCGGUAUAGAGAGAACCUUGACUUGGUUCUCAAAAAUAUCAAUCUGGAAAUCAAGCCAAGAGAAAAAAUUGGAGUUGUGGGAAGAACAGGAGCCGGCAAGAGUACGUUGACAUUGUCUCUCUUUAGAAUUAUAGAACCUGCCGAUGGUGGGGUUAUUAUAGAUGGUGUUGACACCAACGAAAUAGGGUUAUUAGACCUGCGACGAAAUCUAUCCAUUAUCCCUCAAGAUGCACAGAUAUUUUCUGGUACGAUUAGAGAUAACCUUGAUCCCUUUGAUGAGCAUGAUGACACAGAAUUAUGGCGGGUCUUAGAGCUGUGUCAUUUGAAGGACCAUGUUAAUUCAAUGGGCAAUGGCCUUGAAUCUGAGCUUAGUGAUGGAGGAGAUAAUCUUAGUAGAGGACAGGCUCAACUUAUUUGUCUUGGAAGGGCUCUUCUUCACAAUUCUAAUGUACUUGUUCUUGAUGAAGCGACUGCUUCUGUCGAUGUUGAGACUGAUUCCAUUAUUCAGGAGACUAUCCGAAGUGAGUUCAAACACAAGACUAUCAUUACAAUUGCCCAUCGUCUUAAUACGGUCAUGGACAGUGACAGGAUCGCGGUCCUUGACAGUGGUGAGGUAGCUGAGUUUGAUACACCUAAAGCUCUUCUUCAAGACAAAAAUUCACUUUUCUACGCUUUAUGUGAAAAGGGAGGCUUUAUCACCGAAGACGCAAAAAGUUCAUCCUCAGCGUAG